Molecule: messenger RNA, 4265 nt
Organism: Kogia breviceps (pygmy sperm whale)
Lineage: Eukaryota; Metazoa; Chordata; Mammalia; Artiodactyla; Physeteridae
Source: RefSeq, a predicted model, not a curated record
GCAUUUCAGGGGAACCUGAGGCUGAGACGUUAAGUGCUUGACCGAAGCGACAGGACCAGGAAGUGACAAAGCCCAGAACUGGGGUUUGAUCCGCCUCCUCUCACCUCUAACUAGAGGCAGCCUCCUCCGGGAAGCCUUCCCGGAUUGACCUCCUGCGUCUCGGCUGUUUUCACUCCUCUUUCCCCUUCCCCGGGUUCCGCCAUGUCAGGCCUCUCCUGCUUCUGCGUACUUAUCCCUCCCAACAUAUCCCUCCCACCCGCUCCUCACUGGGUGCUCAAGCCACACUGGUCCCUGUUUCUGUUUCUUGGCUAUACCAAGCUUGUUCCUCCCUGUGGGUCUGCACCUGUCCCCCCCCCCACGCCCCCCGGCCUGGCUCCUGUCACAUGACCGCCCUCCUGCUUGACACCCUAGCCAAAGUAGCUGUCCAGUCUCUGUCACACAAAGCCCCUUUCAUUCCCAGUGUUACCAAAACUGGGUUCGUCUGUUGGUGGACGUCGAGCGGAAAGACACAACGAAGGCAAAGAGCAGGAGAAGGAAGAACCGAUCACUUGCAAUUUGGAACCGACUGUAACUGCUUCCACCCGGCCUCAAUCUACGUCCACCCCUGGCAGCCUGAGGGAUUCUCCUAAAACCCACGUAGCUCUCCACUGUCCUCAGGCCAGCUCAGUAGAAAGACUUGGUGAUCUUUCGUGACCUGGGCUCUCCAGCCUCAAUUCUUGUCCUUUCCUGAACAUCACAAGCGGUUUAACUGGAACUAGGAAAGUGCUUGCAGAUGCCCACCGUGCCCUGCUCUCCACAUCUCUGCGCACGAGGCUCUUGCUACCUGGAACACCCCCUGCAUCUCGGCUCCCUCGGGGGGGGGUAACCCCCACUAGAACGUCAUAGCUGGCCUCCUACCAUCCUCCGCCUUUCGGCCCUUGAAGGACGCAGCCUGAGCUUUUGGAGGAGUUGACUUCACACAUUAAGAAGACAUCAGAAGACAAGGCUCUGAGCCUCAGUUGCCUUGUCUGUAAACCGGCCACAGAGUGACCGCGGUCAUGCAGCUGGAAUCGUCCGAGUCCUUCACGGUGGCGUCCAGCCCGGCCCUGAGGCGGAGAGGCAACGAUCCUCUCACUUCCAGCCCUGGGCGGAGCUCCCGGCGCGCGGAUGCCCUGACCUCCAGCCCCGGCCACGACCUUCCUCCCUUUGAGGAUGAGUCGGAGGGACUGCUCGGCACAGAGGGGCCCCUGGAGGAGGAGGAGGAGGAGGAUGGAGAGGAGCUUUUCGGAGAUGGCAUGGAGAGGGACUACCGCCCCAUCCCGGAGAUAGAUGUCUACGAGCCCGAGGGGCUGGCCCCGGACGACGAGGAUGUGGAGGAGCUGACCGCCAGCCAGAGGGAGGCGGCCGAGCGGGUCAUGCGGCAGCGAGAGCGGGAGGCCGGCCGGGGCCUGGGCCGCAUGCGCCGCGGGCUCCUGUACGACAGCGACGAGGAGGAGGAGGAGCGGCCCAGCCGGAAGCGGCGGCAGGUAGAGCGGGCCACGGAGGACGGUGAGGAGGACGAGGAGAUGAUUGAGAGCAUCGAGAACCUGGAGGACCUGAAGGGCCACUCGGUGCGCGAGUGGGUGAGCAUGGCCGGCCCGCGACUGGAGAUCCACCACCGCUUCAAGAACUUCCUGCGCACCCACGUGGACGGCCGCGGCCACAAUGUCUUCAAGGAGCGCAUCAGCGACAUGUGCAAAGAGAACCGCGAGAGCCUGGUAGUGAACUACGAGGACCUGGCCGCCAGGGAGCACGUCCUGGCCUACUUCCUGCCCGAGGCGCCGGCGGAGCUGCUGCAGAUCUUCAGCGAGGCCGCCCUGGAGGUGGUGCUGGCCAUGUACCCCAAGUACGACCGCAUCACCAGCCGCAUCCACGUGCGCAUCUCCCACCUGCCCCUGGUGGAGGAGCUGCGCUCGCUCAGGCAGCUGCACCUGAACCAGCUGAUCCGCACCAGCGGGGUGGUGACCAGCUGCACGGGCGUCCUGCCGCAGCUCAGCGUGGUCAAGUACAACUGCAACAAGUGCGGCUUCGUCCUGGGGCCUUUCCGCCAGUCGCAGAACCAGGAGGUGAAGCCGGGCUCCUGCCCCGAGUGCCAGUCGGCCGGCCCCUUCGAGGUCAACAUGGAGGAGACCAUCUACCAGAACUACCAGCGCAUCCGAAUUCAGGAGAGUCCUGGCAAAGUGGCGGCCGGCCGGCUCCCCCGCUCCAAGGAUGCCAUCCUGCUCGCGGACCUGGUGGACAGCUGCAAGCCGGGAGACGAGAUAGAGCUGACUGGCAUCUACCACAACAACUACGACGGGGCCCUCAACACCACCAACGGCUUCCCCGUCUUCGCCACUGUCAUCCUAGCCAACCACGUGGCCAAGAAGGACAACAAGGUGGCCGUGGGCGAGCUGACUGACGAGGACGUGAAGAUGAUCGCCGGCCUCUCCAAGGACCAGCAGAUCGGGGAGAAGAUCUUUGCCAGCAUCGCUCCUUCCAUCUACGGGCACGAAGACAUCAAGCGAGGCCUGGCGCUGGCUCUGUUUGGAGGGGAGCCCAAAAACCCCGGCGGCAAGCACAAGGUGCGAGGUGACAUCAACGUGCUCCUGUGUGGAGAUCCCGGCACGGCCAAGUCUCAGUUCCUCAAGUACAUCGAGAAGGUGUCCAGCAGAGCCAUCUUCACCACCGGCCAGGGGGCCUCGGCCGUGGGCCUCACGGCAUAUGUCCAGCGGCACCCCGUCAGCAAGGAGUGGACCUUGGAGGCUGGGGCCCUGGUCCUGGCGGACCGAGGAGUGUGUCUUAUUGAUGAAUUUGACAAGAUGAACGACCAGGACAGGACCAGCAUCCACGAGGCCAUGGAGCAGCAGAGCAUCUCCAUCUCCAAGGCCGGCAUCGUCACUUCCCUGCAGGCCCGCUGCACCGUCAUCGCUGCCGCCAACCCCAUAGGCGGCCGCUACGACCCCUCGCUCACCUUUUCGGAAAACGUGGACCUCACGGAGCCCAUCAUCUCCCGCUUCGACGUCCUUUGUGUGGUGAGGGACACAGUGGACCCGGUGCAGGAUGAGAUGCUGGCCCGUUUCGUGGUCGGCAGCCACAUCAGACAUCACCCCAGCAACAAGGAGGAUGGGGGCGUGGGGGGCGCCCCGGAGCCCCCCAUGCCCAACACAUACGGCGUGGAGCCCCUGCCGCAGGAGGUCCUGAAGAAGUACAUCAUCUACGCCAAGGAGAAGGUCCACCCGAAGCUCAACCAGAUGGACCAGGACAAGGUGGCCAAGAUGUACAGCGACCUGAGGAAGGAAUCCAUGGCCACGGGCAGCAUCCCCAUCACGGUGCGCCACAUCGAGUCCAUGAUCCGCAUGGCUGAGGCCCACGCGCGCAUCCACCUGCGCGACUACGUGACCGAGGAUGACGUCAACAUGGCCAUCCGCGUGAUGCUCGAGAGCUUCGUGGACACGCAGAAGUUCAGCGUCAUGCGCAGCAUGCGGAAGACUUUUGCGCGCUACCUGUCGUUCCGCCGGGACAACAACGAGCUGCUGCUCUUCGUCCUGAAGCAGCUGGUGGCCGAGCAGGUGACGUAUCAGCGCAACCGCUUCGGGGCCCAGCAGGACACGAUCGAGGUGCCCGAGAAGGACUUGGUGGACAAGGCUCGUCAGAUCAACAUCCACAACCUGUCUGCCUUUUAUGACAGUGAGCUCUUCAGGAUGAACAAGUUCACCCACGACCUGAAACGCAAGAUGAUCCUCCAGCAGUUCUGAGCACCGGCGGCAGCUCUGUGGCCCCGGUGGAAGGUCAGACCUGGUCCUGACUUCACUCUGCUUCAGGGGCCCAAAACCAAACUGUGCGGGGCUCCGAGUUGUGGGGCCGGGCUCGCAGCGGUGCCGUGUGGCUCCGCCCCAUGGCCGGGGUGUUUAUUUCCGUGACACGCUUCCUCUGCUCUCAUCUCGGGGCACUUGACUUCCCAGAGCUGCGUUUUCAGCCCUCUGACAGCCGCCCACCACUUGCAGGAGGUUCGCCUGACCUCCUUCUGGGGAUUGAAGUCGAAUGUGUUCGGGACCCCUGGGGGCUGUUCUCGGGGACUGAGCGCGUAAGGGUGGUACCAGAACUGUUGGCCUCUUGCCGUGAGUUUGUGUCCUGCUGCUUUUGCUGCCUGUGGUUGAAGAGCAAGUUCCCAGUGUUUGCAGUGUUUUUCUGAACUGUGUCCUGCAGCCUCCUCUAGGCUCCUAUGAGUAGAGGCAGCGUGUGGGUCCUGCACAGGUGGGACCCUA